This is a messenger RNA of Neofelis nebulosa (Clouded leopard), 713 nucleotides long. RefSeq names its product keratin-associated protein 2-3-like. Gene Ontology annotation, cellular component: keratin filament. The record is from RefSeq and is a predicted model, not a curated record. NCBI's taxonomy places the organism in Eukaryota, Metazoa, Chordata, Mammalia, Carnivora, Felidae. The coding region runs from base 75 to 464 and encodes 129 amino acids. The transcript has a single exon.
GGAGGGAGGCAUUCACACCUGACAACACCCGAAUCCUCUCACCCCUCCGACCCAAACCAGCCCCAGACACCACCAUGUCCGGCUCCUGCUGCGGCUCCACCUGCUCCUCCCUGGGCUGCGGGGGAGGCUGCUGCCAGCCCUGCUGCUGCCGCGACCCCUGCUGCUGCCGCCCCGUGAGCUGCCAGACCACCGUGUGCCGCCCCGUGACCUGCACCUGCCGCUGCACGCGCCCCAUCUGCGAGCCCUGCCGCCGCCCCGUCUGCUGUGACCCCUGCUCCCUGCAGGAGGGCUGCUGCCGCCCCAUCAGCUGCUGCCCCACGUCCUGCACGGCCGUGGUCUGCCGCCCCUGCUGCUGGGCCUCCACCUGCUGCCAGCCCAUCUCUGUGCAGGCGCCCUGCUGCCGCCCCCCCUGCUGCCAGCCUGCCCCCUGCCGCACCACCUGCAGGACCUCUUGCUGCUACUAAGUUGCAUCAUCACUAAGGGUCCCCAGUAGAUGGUGUGGGGUCCAUUCUGCUCUUAACUUCAAGACAGAACAACAUGCCUUUUCCUGAGAAGCCCAUUUCUCAUCUCUUCAGUCUGGCUCAGAGUAGGCCUUGGAGCCCCCUUUUCAGACUGACUACCGAGGAAGAGUACCUUGUCCUCUCAGGACCCCAGUCUAACUCCUCAAUUAUGUCUUCUGUUUUCUAAUAAACUUAGUAUUUCCAGCAUAGAAA